Molecule: messenger RNA, 1765 nt
Organism: Exserohilum turcica Et28A
Lineage: Eukaryota; Fungi; Ascomycota; Dothideomycetes; Pleosporales; Pleosporaceae
Exons: 3
Coding region: 44-1672 (542 amino acids)
Biological process (GO): GDP-fucose import into Golgi lumen; protein O-linked glycosylation via fucose
Cellular component (GO): Golgi apparatus
Molecular function (GO): antiporter activity
Source: RefSeq, a predicted model, not a curated record
GCAUGCAGUCGCUCCCUUUCGCUCCCACCAUGAAGCCGACACGAUGAACUCGUCGCGCGCAUUCACGAGGACCACCCAGAACACGUUCCGCAAGCCGCUCGAUUUCCUCAGCAAUCUGUCGCGCGGCCCCGUGCACCUCCCCAAGGACAAAAAAAGAAAGGACAGCAACGCCCGCCGCCGCAACAACAGCGCCAGCUCCAUUGACGACACCGACCACUCCGACGUUGAGUUCUACGCCCAAAUGGAGACGUCGAGGCGCAGCCACUCGGCGCAAAACUCGCAGGACCUGCAGCCUCCUGUGCCCCUCAUAGACAUCAGCAGCCGCAGCAACAGCCCGUACCCGCGCAAUCGAAGCGCCGCCCAGAGCGAGGACGAGGACGACGACUUCGAGCCCGCCAGCAGCAUCCGCCCCUUGGUCAGCGACGAUGUCGGCAGAGGAAGCCACGUAUUUCGCGGCUUCUGGCAAAGGGGCGGCCCUGGAGCCUUCCUUUUUGGCACGUGGAUAGGCUGGCAGAUCUGGGUUGGAAUCCUCAUCUUCUUUGUCGGCGGUAGCACGUUUGGCCUGCUCCUCAUGAACCGCUUCAUCAUGCUGACGGGCGUCUACAAAUUCCCGUUUCCCCUCACGCAAUCCUACGGACAGCUCAUAAUCACCCAUUGCCUCCUCAUACUCGCCUCGAGCCUCCUGCGCUUUUGCGGCAGCCCUCUGCACUUCGUCGGCUUCGGCGCUGCUGUGCCCCCAUCGCAGCCAGCCGCACCACAAGGAGGAGCAUACAGAGGUGGCAGGAAACCCGGCAUAUCUGCCUUUGCUCGCUGGCUCUCCAAUGGCGCCGGUGGCAUUGCAGGCGGUGGUCUGUUUGAGUUUGACUUGCAGACCGCCAAGCAGGUGUUCCCGCUCGCUGUAGUCUUUGUGGCCAGAGUCCUUCUCAGCAACUACUCGUUUGCAUACGCGCCACUUCCAACCUACCAACUCGCUCGUAUCGGCAUCACCCCGCUCGCCAUCAUCUUUGCCUGUGUCUUGCAAAAGGAAAAUGUCACUGGCAGCACCCUCUCGGCCGCACUUAUCGCCACCCUCAACCUCUUCUUCGCUUCAUACCGCUCCGACGUUCGUGUGACGUGGGAGUCCGUCGUUGCCGGUGUAUUCUCCUCCAUCUUCGUCGCCCUAUAUCCCAUCAUGCUUUUGCGGACAUACCGUGCCAUGGUAGCAAGUCUUGUGCCUUCUGGAGAUGUCCUCACAGGAUACCCUUCGGGCUCGGAAGAGUAUGGCAACCGAGAAGAGACGCGUGCCUUUUAUCGCCUGCUCCACUAUCUUUCGGUUGUCUCCCUCAUGGUUCUCACCCCCAUUGUCAUCAUCUCUGGCGAGGUCCCGCACGUUUACCACAACAUCCCCUUCCUUGACGUUCAGUUCUUCUGGGCUAUGAUGUUGUUUGGUGGCCUGGGCUCAUGGGCCGUUUUCUUCGGCACACUACUACUCGUCAAGACGACAUCUCCAUUGUCGACGACUUUUGUUGCCGUCCCCAGGAGUGCCUUUCAACUUGUCGCCAUCUCCGCCUUCAAGAGUCCUGCCCCGACUUGGAUCGGCGUGAUUCUCUGCUGGAUCAGCAGUCUGUGGUUCCUGGUUGCAAGGAGAGAUGAAGGCCGUAGUCGAAAUAGGCUGAGGCUGGAGGGGCGGUAGAGAGAUUAUCUUUCUCGCAGGUUUUCUUGUGUCUUAUUCAUUUUGAGCCUGGCAUUUAAGACUGCUUCUUCUUCUUCUUCUUUUUUAGCUCCC